Anthostomella pinea is the source of this 1107-nucleotide messenger RNA. The record is from the annotation of a GenBank genome assembly. Lineage: Eukaryota; Fungi; Ascomycota; Sordariomycetes; Xylariales; Xylariaceae.
AUGUGGCUGCUCCGGACCGACAAACUGGAGUUGGUGGAGUUUUCCGAAGAACUCGCCCCGAAAUAUGCGAUCUUGUCGCACACCUGGGGCCCGGAUGAGGUCACGCUCCAGGACGUCCAAGCGAUCAGCCGCAAGCAAUGGUCCCAGUCAGUGUCCCAGACAGCUUCGGCAAUAAAAGCCAAGAAAGGGUUUACCAAGAUAAAGAGGACGCAAGCCCUGGCAGCCAAAAUGGGAUACAGAUACAUCUGGGUCGACACGUGCUGCAUAGACAAGACGAGCAGCGCCGAGCUAUCCGAGGCCAUCAACUCCAUGUACCGUUGGUACCAGAAAGCCUCUGUCUGUUAUGCUUACAUGGAAGACGUCGAAUAUGGCUGUAACGGCAGCGCAAGCGGUCAAUUUUACCUGAUAUGUCAGGGUAGCCGUUGUUUUCGGCGCGGAUGGACGCUGCAAGAGUCAAUCGCCCCAGAAGACGUCCUCUUCUACGGCCGGGACUGGAGUCACCUUGGAAGCAAGGCCAAGGAUGAAGAUGUACGCAUCUCGCUCGCUGCAAUCACGGGAAUCGACGUCCGGGUCCUCGAGGGUAUCGUCCCGCCAAGAGAGAUGACCAUCGCCGCACGCAUGAAAUGGGCAUCGCCUCGCGAGACGACUCGCUCCGAGGAUAUGGCUUACUGUCUCAUGGGACUCUUCGACGUCAACAUGCCUUUGCUGUACGACGAGGGGGCCAAGGCCUUCAUCCGGCUACAAGAAGAGAUACUUAAGGUGUCGGAUGAUCAUUCCAUCUUCAUAUGGACGACGCCCGAGUUUGAGACUCCAAAAGAGGCACUCUCGGGACUUCUAGCCGAAACCCCUAAGCACUUCGCCCACGUCGAAAGCUAUCGGCCAAUGCCUCCGGCACUUUCGCGAGCAAGUAUCGCUUGGAGCUCGACAAAUCAUGGCCUCAGGAUCGCCCUGUCUAUAAUAACAAUCCUGGACAAGGAAGGCAACGAAGUUCAGGCUGAAGUAUGUGCCCCUCGAACUCCAUCUACACGCUACCUUGCCUGGCUUAGCCGGCAGAACCAAUUCCCCAUCCGAGAUAAGCCAAAAUCACUCACAAUUAGCUACCUCUGA